CCCUUUCCAGCCUUGCCAGCUAGCCGCAGCCUGUCUCCAGCGCUCCCACGUUCGGCCGUCCAUUCAGCCUUCGGCCAUCCGCCGCGCCAUGGAUCUCACCGCCAUCUACGAGAGCCUCCUGUCGCUGAGCCCUGACCUGCCAUCCGACCAUGGAGAGACUGAGUCCAGCCCGGUCUGGGCCUCCUCGGGACCCUGGAGCCUCAGUUCAUCUGACUCCAGCCCGGCUGGGGUCGCUGCCCGGCUGCCUGGCCGCUCCACCAGCCUAGUGGAGGGUCGCAGCUGCGGCUGGGUGCCCCCACCCCCAGGCUUCGCACCCCUGGCUCCCCGCCCAGGCCCUGAGCUGUCGCCCACCUCACCUACUGCGACCCCCACCACCUCAUCCCGCUACAAGACUGAGCUAUGUCGGACCUUCUCUGAGAGCGGGCGCUGCCGCUAUGGAGCCAAGUGCCAGUUUGCCCAUGGCCUGGGAGAGCUGCGCCAGGCCAGUCGCCACCCCAAGUACAAGACGGAACUCUGCCACAAGUUCUACCUCCAGGGCCGCUGCCCCUACGGCUCGCGCUGCCACUUCAUCCACAACCUCAGCGAGGACCUGGCUGCCUCCGGCCACCCCCACGUGCUGCGCCAGAGCAUCAGCUUCUCAGGCCUGCCUUCAGGCCGCCGACCCUCGCCACCACCAGCAGGCCUAGCAGGUCCUUCUCUGUCCUCAUGCUCCUUCUCGCCCUCCAGCUCCCCACCACCACCACCUGGGGACCUUCCACUUUCACCCUCUGCUUUCUCUGCUGCCCCUGGGACCCCUGUGGCCCGAAGGGACCCCACCCCAGCCUGUUGCCCUUCCUGCCGAAGGGCCACCCCCAGCAGCGUCUGGGGGCCCUUGGGCGGCCUGGCACGGAGCCCCUCUGCACACUCCCUGGGAUCUGAUCCCGACGAAUAUGCCAGCAGCGGCAGCAGCUUGGGGGGAUCUGACUCGCCUGUCUUUGAGGCUGGGGUUUUUGGGCCACCCCAGCCACCUGCAGCCCCCCGGCGACUCCCCAUCUUCAAUCGUAUCUCCGUUUCUGAGUGACAAAUGCCUACCCAGUACAGAUCAGCUGGAUCUUGAGGGGGGCCAUUUCUCUUAUGCUAGGGGUUCCAGGGCUGUGGGGAACCAAGGGACUCUGAAUUAAGUAGCUCCCCCCCACCUACCAAAGUGCAUUAACUCACUCCCCUGACCGUACGCUGGGGCAGGUCCCCAGUGUGCAAGCUCAGUGUUCAUGGUGUUGGGAGGAGUGUUUUCUGGGGUCUUAAAAAAAGAUGUAGCAAAUUUGAGGGAGGCAGUGAGCCCUCUAACUCUCCCACCUUUCCCUUGCCCAAUGCUGUGAAUAAUAGGCUCCCAAUGCCCCCUUUCAAUUUUUCCUAGAUCCUGAGGUUCCAGUGUCAGACAGUGACCUGAGCCUCCCCUGAAGGGGAAUCCUGGUGCUCAAAUUUCCCUCCAAAAGCAAGUAGCCAAAGCCAUUGCCAGCCCCCUGUGCUCCCCACUACCUGCCCCUGCCUUUAGGCCCUUUAUUUAUGACGACUUUAUUUAUUCUAAUAGAUUUUAUAGUAUUUAUAUAUAUUGGGUCGUCUGCUUCCCUUGUAUUUUUCUUCCUCUUUUUUGUAAUAUGGGAAAUGAUUAAAUAAUUAAGUAUACUAUAAUAAUAUAUUAAGUAAUAUAUUGUUAAAAGUUUAUUUUUGUGUUUUUUGGAAUUUUUAAAUAAAAGAAAUCGGUGUGUAAA
Messenger RNA from Camelus dromedarius (Arabian camel), 1748 nucleotides. RefSeq names its product ZFP36 ring finger protein (gene ZFP36). Lineage: Eukaryota; Metazoa; Chordata; Mammalia; Artiodactyla; Camelidae. Gene Ontology annotation, molecular function: mRNA binding; metal ion binding. The coding region runs from base 89 to 1060 and encodes 323 amino acids. The transcript has 3 exons. The record is from RefSeq and is a predicted model, not a curated record.